AUGGUGGCAAGCUUGUUGGCUUCCAUCUCUAUUUCAGAGCUCCUCUUGGCUUCUGUUAUCUUCUGCCUGGUCUUCUGGGUCAUUAAGUCUUCCCCUCAAAGGGUACCCAAGGGACUCAAAAGCCCACCUGGACCCUGGGCUUGGCCUCUGGUUGGUAAUGUAUGGACUCUGGGGAAGAAUCCCCACUUGACCCUGACCCAGCUGAGUGAGAAGUAUGGGGAUGUGAUGAAGAUUCAUAUUGGUUCUACCCCUGUGAUUGUGCUGAGUGGCCUGGAAACCAUCCGGCAGGCCCUGGUGAAACAGGGGGAGGACUUCAAGGGGAGACCUGACCUUUACAGCUUCACCUUUAUUACAGAUGGUUACAGCCUGGCCUUCAACCCCGACUCAGGGGAGGUUUGGGCAGUUAGGAGGAAGCUGGCCCAGAAUGCUCUUAAUACCUUCUCUGUGUCCUCUUCUCCAUCCUCUUCCUCCUGCUACCUGGAGGAGCAUGUGAACAAGGAGGUUAAACAUUUGAUCCAGAAAUUCCAGGAGCUGAUGGAGGGGGUAGGAUGCUUUGACCCCUACAGGCAUGUUGUAGCAUCCGUGGCCAAUGUCAUCAGUGCCAUGUGUUUUGGCCAACGCUAUGACAACCACGAGAACCCAGAAUUUAUGAAUCUUAUUAAUGCAAGCCACGAGUUUGUUGAGAGUGCCACCUCAGGCAACCCAGUUGACUUCUUCCCCAUCCUUCGCUACAUCCCAAAUCCUCAGCUGCAGAGGUUCAAAGACUUCAAUCAGAGGUUCCUAAAAUUCCUGCAGAAAACCAUUCAUGAGCAUCACAAGGCCUUUGAUCAGAACAAUAUUCAAGACAUCACUGGGGCUCUGUACAAGCACAGCCAAGAUAAGGCUAAUGGGAACACCAGGUCCAGUGUACCAGAAAUGUUGAUCAUCAAUCUCAUCAAUGACAUCUUUGGAGCUGGCUUUGAUACAGUCACCACGGCCAUCUCCUGGAGUCUCAUGUAUCUUGUGACAAAGCCUAAGGUCCAGAAGAAGAUCCAGGAGGAGUUGGACAGGGUGAUUGGAAGAGAUCGAUGGCCCCUUCUCUCAGACAGACCUCAGCUGCCUUUCUUGGAGGCCUUUAUCCUGGAAAUCUUCAGGCAUACCUCCUUUGUCCCUUUCACCAUUCCCCACAGCACAACGAGAGCCACAGCCCUCAACAACUUCUAUAUCCCCAAGGGGACCUGCAUUUUUGUGAACCAGUGGCAGACUAACCAUGACCCGAAACUAUGGGGGGACCCAUCGGUGUUCCGGCCAGAGAGAUUCCUCAGUGCAGAUGGAACUAUCAACAAGGCCCUGAGUGAGAAGGUGCUUUUGUUUGGCCUGGGGAAAAGAAGGUGCAUUGGGGAGACCAUUGCCCGGUGGGAAGUCUUCCUCUUCCUGGCCAUCCUGCUGCAUCAGAUAGAGUUCAGUGUCCCUUCUGGUGUGAAGGUGGAUAUGACCCCGACUUAUGGGUUGACCAUGAAACAUCCCCGCUGUGAGCACUUCCAGGCCCAGCUACGCUUCUCCAGGAAGGGCUGAGAAUCCCAUUUGCCAGGGCUGGGGUAUGGACUCCUCUCCUUCAAUUUUCUCUCAGUCCAUACUUACUGGGGCUUCCAAAGUAGUGAGGCCAAGGAAUCAUGUCCCUGACAAUGUACGAUCCAGAGGUUCCAUCACCUAACAUGGAGCAACCUUUCUGGCUACAUAAUUGAAUUGUUAACUUGUAUUAAACUUGUAAUUCAUGAAGACACCUCAGAUUAUUUGCACACACACUACUUUCUUGCCAUGUCUCUCCAACCUGGUACUUGGGAAGCUGGUUUUGAAUCCAUGUAGAAGACAGCAUUUUUCUCCAUUAAAUUUCAUCUUACUCA
Molecule: messenger RNA, 1883 nt
Organism: Gracilinanus agilis (Agile Gracile Mouse Opossum)
Lineage: Eukaryota; Metazoa; Chordata; Mammalia; Didelphimorphia; Didelphidae
Product: cytochrome P450 1A2
Exons: 6
Coding region: 1-1554 (517 amino acids)
Biological process (GO): hormone biosynthetic process; progesterone metabolic process
Molecular function (GO): steroid 17-alpha-monooxygenase activity; heme binding; oxidoreductase activity, acting on paired donors, with incorporation or reduction of molecular oxygen, reduced flavin or flavoprotein as one donor, and incorporation of one atom of oxygen
Source: RefSeq, a predicted model, not a curated record